CCGGGUUGACCCGUCACCAUGCAGCGGAGAUCCAGGGGAGUCAACGCCGGACUGAUUAUGCUCCUCUCUCAGAUCUUCCACGUGGGGGUCAACAAUAUCCCACCCGUUACCCUGGCGACCUUGGCUCUCAACAUCUGGCUCUUCCUGAGCCCGCUGAAGCCCCUGUACAGCUCUUGCCUGAGCGUGGAGCAGUGCUACCAGCACCGAGACUGGCAGCGCCUGCUGCUCUCGCCCUUGCACCAUGCCGACGACUGGCACCUCUACUUCAACAUGGUGUCCAUGCUGUGGAAAGGCAUCAACCUGGAGAAGAGACUGGGCAGCCGGUGGUUUGCCUGCGUCCUCGCCACCUUCUCCGUGCUCACGGGGCUGGUGUACCUGGUGUUGGAAUUUGCCCUCGCCGAGUUCCUGGACGAGCCCGACUUCAGAAGGAACUGUGCCGUGGGCUUCUCAGGAGUCCUGUUUGCUUUGAAAGUUCUGAACAACCAUUACUGCCCUGGAGGCUUUGUCAACGUUUUGGGCUUUCCCGUACCCAACAGAUUUGCUUGUUGGGCAGAGCUUGUGGCUAUUCACUUCUUCACGCCAGGGACUUCCUUCGCCGGGCAUCUGGCUGGAAUUCUUGUUGGACUAAUGUACGUUCAUGGACCUUUGAAGAAAAUUAUGGAAGCCUGUGCAGGCAUUUUUUCCUCCAACAUUGGCUACCCACGACAGCAAUACCACCACUUUAGUAGUGCAGGCUACUCUGGCUACCAGGAUGCCUACCACAACGGCAGACCAGGCUACCGUGAAGACGCGCCCAGGAACUACGACGCGUACACCGCAGGCCUGAGCGAAGAGGAGCAGCUGGAGCAAGCACUGCGGGCCAGCCUCUGGGACCAAGGGAGCGCCCGCAGUCCCCCGCCCUACGGCUUCCGGAACCUGGCGGGCCACGAGGAGCUGCGGAGGCAGCGGCUGCACCGCUUCGACAGCCAGUGAGCGCCCGGCCCGGCCCGCCCGCAGUCCAGCCUGGACCCAAGCACCCGGCCCGGCCCGCCCGCCGUCCAGCCUGGACCCAAGCACCCGGCCCGGCCCGCCCGCCGUCCAGCCUGACCCACGCGUCCGACCAGGCCCGCCGUCCAGCCUGACCCAAGCGCCCGGCCUGGCCCGCCGGACACGAGCCCGGACCCCGCCCGGACACGGCCCACCCCUGCACACAGCUCGCCCCUGCCCUGCCCUGCCCUGCCCGGACUUCCGGGGGGACCCUCGACAGGGCGCACCCACCCCUCCACCCGACAGCUCCGCUCCCACCCCCCACCCCGCCACCCCAGACCGGGCUGCCCACCUCCCUGCAGCGCCCCCGCCGCACCUGGCACGGAGAGGGGCGCCGUGGGCCGGGGCAGGAGGUGGCAGGGGGCCGGCGCGCCCCGCCCUCCCGCACCCGCUGCCCUGGGAUGCCUUGACCCUUCCCGAGAGUGUGACCCGGGCCAGGGCGCAGGCCACGGCCACGCACCCGCGGGAGGGCGCCACGCACCCGCGGGAGGGCGCCACGUCCGAGUCUGCGCCGGGCCCGGGUCUGCGCCCGGUGUGCCAGAUACGAACCUGCGCCAGGCCCGAGUCUGCACCCGGUGUGCCAGAUACGAACCUGUGCCGGGGCCGUGGCUGCGUCAGGUGCGCGUCUGCAUCGGGCUCGUGUCCGCGUCCAGCCCGUGUCUGCACCAGAUCCGUGAGACAUGAGCCUGCGGCAGGUACGCACCCGGUCCGUGAGGUAGGAUCCCGCGUCAGAGGCGCUCCUGUCCACGUCACGUGCGUUUGCUACGAGCCCGCGUCGGGCACCGUCUGCGCCCGUUGCGUGCCCCCGUCAGAUACGUCGCCUGGCUCCGGACUCCCAGGGCCACCGAGGGGGGAGCCAAGGCGGCCAGUGAUCGGGUCGCCCCCUCGAGAUGACGUCAUAGCCUCCCCCCCCCCCCAUGAAAGUGCCUUGGCUUGGCCGCAGACGCCGCUGUUCGCCCACCUGCCCACGGCGUUGCCCCCGCCGCGCUGCCCACGCCCGCACACUGCCCAUGCCCCAGGUGGGGAUUUCGGUGCUCGGGUUUGGAGCAUAAGGAGACCAAAGACACCCUCCCCCCUCCCCAAAGCUGUGCCACCCCGAGAGAUUUAUUUUUAGAGUGUCAGGAGCAGAGUGGGCCUUCCCACUUUGACUUCGCAUUUAUCUGUCAUUUUCUAAUUAUGAGAGUAAUAUAUAGGCCUGCGCCCUGCCUCGGCAACCAAGCGGGGGCGGGAGCGCAUUUGUGGGUUUGUUUGUUUUUUUGGGGGGGGUUGUUUGCUUGUUUGUUUGUUCUCUGGGAGGUUUAUCUUUGUGGGUGACGCACUUGGGGUGUUUGCCUUUUAUUGUUCGGGGAUUGGUUGGGUUUGGGGUUUUUUUUUUUGCAGUUUUAUAUUGUAAAAAUGUGUGUGUAUGUAUUUUCAACAGUCAAGAAGAUCAAUUUGUACAGCAGUCAAGAUUGUGUUCUAGGAAAAAAUGGACUGGAGUCCAUGUCUACUGAAAAUAUAUAUUUAAGAAGCAGAAUCCAAAUAAAUGCAUAUGCCUUUGA
Sorex araneus (European shrew) is the source of this 2567-nucleotide messenger RNA. RefSeq names its product rhomboid domain containing 1 (gene RHBDD1). The transcript is spliced from 6 exons. The record is from RefSeq and is a predicted model, not a curated record. Gene Ontology annotation, cellular component: membrane. Bases 19 to 972 code for a protein of 317 amino acids. Lineage: Eukaryota; Metazoa; Chordata; Mammalia; Eulipotyphla; Soricidae. Gene Ontology annotation, molecular function: serine-type endopeptidase activity.